AGGUGGUACCCGUGCAACAAAUGCAUUGAGAUGAUAAACCCUUCUGAAUCCCAGAGUUCAUAGCUCGGUGCCUCCAUUCCCGCCCUCUCAUUCGCACCAGCCUCCUCUCCAGGGCUGCCUCUCUCUCAAGCCAUGUCCUCUCAACCAUUUAAACCACUUCCACUCUCCUCCAUUCUCACCCAAAACUUAACCCACCCAUUGCUAUUAAACCUUUCUCCAUCUCUCAACCAACUGAAUUUCUUCACCUCUCAAAGGAGACUCUCUCACAGGAGGAUCCAUCUCCGUGCUUCUGCUUCCAACGAAAAUGGUAAAAAUGACAACCCACUAAGAAAUUUUUCUUGGGAGAAAAUAAGCCAGGGCGUUUCUCGAGGCUCCAAGCGCUUGUUCUCGAAUUUCGGCAAGCAGCUCAAAGAAGAAACUGGUUUCGAUGUGGAGGCGGCUAACUCUAGGGUAAAUGGGUUUAUGGAGAGAUUUUCGAAAGCUAAAGAGCGAGGGAAUGUGGUACUCGAGAGGUUGAGGGUGGAGUGGUUUCCACAGUUUAUUGAGUGGAAUAAAUGGGAUAAUUGGAAGGACCUCAAAAAUUGGGAACCUGCCCGAAUUGGUGCUUUAUUGUUGUAUACUUUUCUACUGGCGGUCACUUCUCAUGGGAUUUUUAUGGCUGUCACGGUUCCACGGCUGGAUCGUGGGGCCAAACAGAAGUUGACUGAUGCAUAUAUGGAGGCGUUGAUUCCUGAACCAUCACCAAUUAAUGUGAGGAAAUUCAAAAAGGGUAUGUGGAGGAAGACAAUGCCAAAGGGCCUUCGAAUGAAAAAAUUCAUUGAGGGCCCUGAUGGGAUACUUAUUCAUGAUAACUCGUAUGUGGGGGAGGAUGCUUGGGAAGAAGAUCCAGCUCCCAGUCAGGAAGAUGUGGCAAAAAUGAUUGACCAAGAAACAAGUUUGGACCCAGAACAAAGAAAGGAAUUAAAGGAAGAGUUAGGCAUUAGAGGAACAGAGCAAGAAAAUAGUGGAACAUGGCAGGAGAGGCUUCACAAGUGGAAAGAAAUUCUGAAAGCUGAUGAGCUGGUUGAAGAACUUGAUUCAUCAAAUGCGAGAUAUGUUGUUGAUUUUGAUAUGCAAGAAGUUCGUAAGAGUCUCCAACAAGAAGUGGCCAAUAGAGUAUCGGACACAGCAGGCACUAGGGGUUUAUGGAUUUCUAAAAGAUGGUGGCGUUAUCGUCCAAAAUUUCCAUACAUGUAUUUCCUUCAAAAACUGGAUUCCUCUGAGGUUGCAGCUGUUGUCUUUUCAGAGGACCUUAAAAAGAUCUACGUGACAAUGAAGGAGGGAUUUCCAUUAGAGUAUGUUGUUGAUAUUCCUCUUGAUCCAUACUUGUUUGAGUUCAUCAUAUCUUCUGGGGCUGAGGUGGAUAUGGUUCAGAGAACUCAACUUCACUACCUUCUUCGAGUGGUGAUUGCAUUAGCUCCAGGGUUGCUACUUUUAUGGCUAAUAAGAGAAUCCAUGAUGCUUUUGCAUAUCACAUCUCAACGAUUUCUGCAUAAGAAAUAUCUGCAACUAUUUGAUAUGGCAUAUGCGGAAAAUUUCAUCAUGCCUGUGAAUAGUACUACUGAAACAAGAUCCAUGUAUAAGGAAGUCAUAUUAGGUGGUGAUGUAUGGGAUCUUCUUGACGAGUUGAUGAUCUACAUGGGAAAUCCUAUGCCGUACUUUGACAAAGAAGUGAAGUUUGUUCGAGGAGUUCUUCUCUCUGGACCCCCUGGGACGGGUAAAACUCUCUUCGCACGAACAUUGGCAAAGGAAAGUGGAUUGCCCUUUGUUUUUGCAUCUGGUGCAGAGUUCACUGACAGUGAAAAAAGUGGUGCUGCAAGAAUUAAUGAGAUCUUCUCUAUAGCUAGGAGAAACGCUCCUUGUUUUGUUUUUAUUGAUGAAAUUGAUGCCAUUGCUGGUCGUCAUGCAAGAAAGGAUCCAAGAAGAGGAGCUACCUUUGAAGCUCUAAUGUCCCAACUUGAUGGAGAGAAGGAAAAAACUGGCGUGGAUCGUUUCUCACUUCGUCAAGCAGUAAUUUUUAUCUGUGCAACUAAUCGACCAGAUGAACUUGAUCUGGACUUUGUUCGUCCCGGUCGCAUUGAUCGUCGACUACACAUAGGCUUACCUGAUGCAAAUCAAAGGGUGCAAAUUUUUGGUGUGCACAGUGCCGGGAAAGAGCUCGCUGAUGAUGUGGACUUUAAGAAGCUUGUCUUCCGGACUGUAGGUUAUUCAGGAGCAGAUAUCCGGAACCUUGUCAAUGAAGCCGGGAUAAUGUCGGUAAGGAAAGGGCAUUCACAGAUAUACCAGCAGGAUAUCAUUGAUGUGCUAGAUAAGCAAUUGCUUGAGGGUAUGGGUGUAUUGCUUACAGAGGAAGAGCAACAGAAGUCUGAAGCGAGUGUAUCUGUUGAGAAAAAGAGACUUCUGGCUGUACAUGAAGCUGGUCAUAUAUUGUUAGCCCAUCUAUUUCCAAGAUAUGAUUGGCAUGCCUUCUCUCAGUUGCUUCCUGGUGGUAAGGAAACUGCGCUUUCUGUCUUUUACCCGAGGGAAGAUAUGAUAGACCAAGGAUAUACAACCUUUGGGUACAUGAAAAUGCAAAUGGUUGUGGCUCAUGGUGGGCGAUGUGCUGAGCUUGUGGUGUUUGGGGAUGGGGUUACUGAUGGUGGAAGAGAUGAUCUUGAAAAAAUAUCAAAAAUUGGUAGAGAGAUGGUUAUUAGUCCCAGAAAUGCCAGGUUGGGCCUUACUGCUUUGAUAAAAAGGUAUGGAGUGACAGAGUCACCGGACAGUCCAGAUGGUGAACUAAUAAAGUAUAAGUGGGAGGAUCCUCAUGUCAUUCCUGUGGAUAUGACUCCUGAAUUGUCAGAGCUCUUCACACGAGAACUGACUCGGUAUAUUGAAGAGACAGAAGAGUAUGCAAUGGAUGGUUUGAUGCGCAACAGACAUAUUCUAGAUCGGAUUGUUGAUGUAUUGUUGGAACGAUCAAGGUUGACAGGAUUGGAAGUGCAAGAAAUAGUGAGACAAAUGAAUCCCUCGAUGUUUGAUGAUUUUGUGGAACCAUUCCAGAUUAAUCUGGAUGAGGAGGGACCUAUGCCAGUCAACAAUAAAUUACGUUAUCGUCCACUUGAUGUAUACCCUGCACCCCUUCACAGAUGUUAAAGAGUUAUUUGUUUGAUGGGAGUGGUACAGUUCUGAGCCACCUGGGAAGAUUUGGCCAUUGAUUUGUAUGUGUGAUGCACUGCAAAGAAAGCUUCUUUUGGGGUUAAGAAGCAAGCAAUGCCACCUAUGCUUGUGAUCUUCCAAGUUUUGACCCCAUUUUGAUCUGUAUCCAACAAGUAAUGCAAAAUCAAAGUGGAAAACUUCCAGGGGAACCUGGGAUAAAUCUGAGCAAUCCAGUUUCUUCAGGUUGGUUGUUUUGGCAGAUCACUUGCCUGCAAUAUGUCUGGGUACAAAAUAUCUGUCCCUUUGUAAUUUUUCUUCUAUUUCUGUCCUGGAGUAUCUAUUUUACAUAAUGCCAACAAGGAAUAAAUGUUACAUUGUAUUAUCAAAAUUCACUAGGGUGGCUUAAAGAUGUUUAUGUUUACAGAUGUUCAUU
Messenger RNA from Amborella trichopoda, 3607 nucleotides. It is a transcript of the gene FTSH12, whose product is annotated as FTSH protease 12. NCBI's taxonomy places the organism in Eukaryota, Viridiplantae, Streptophyta, Magnoliopsida, Amborellales, Amborellaceae. Gene Ontology annotation, molecular function: ATP binding; ATP hydrolysis activity; metalloendopeptidase activity. Gene Ontology annotation, cellular component: m-AAA complex; chloroplast thylakoid membrane. The record is from RefSeq and is a predicted model, not a curated record. Gene Ontology annotation, biological process: mitochondrial protein processing; embryo development ending in seed dormancy.